This is a messenger RNA of Emys orbicularis (European pond turtle), 3141 nucleotides long. RefSeq names its product non-SMC condensin I complex subunit G (gene NCAPG). The transcript is spliced from 22 exons. Bases 52 to 3141 code for a protein of 1029 amino acids. NCBI's taxonomy places the organism in Eukaryota, Metazoa, Chordata, Testudines, Emydidae. The record is from RefSeq and is a predicted model, not a curated record. Gene Ontology annotation, cellular component: cytoplasm; condensin complex; condensed chromosome. Gene Ontology annotation, biological process: mitotic chromosome condensation.
ACACGGACCGACGCGAUAGAUCCGCGCUUCCCAGCUCGGGGCCCGGCAGCAAUGGGAGCGGAGAAGAAGCUGCUGCAAAUCAAAGAUGCGUUCGAGAUGGCUCAGAAACCUCAUCAGAACCAUGCAAAGCUAGUGGCAGCUUUGAAGCGUACCUACAAUCAGCUGAAGGAUAAGAUGAUUUUUCAUGAGGAGUUUGUUCAUUACCUUAAGUAUCCUAUGAUAAUCUACAAGCGGGAACCAGCAGUGGAACAAGUGAUAAAUUUUGCAGCUAAGUUUGUUACUUCAUUUGAUCAGCUGGAGAAAGAAGAUGGUAAUGAGGAAGAAGAAGAAAACUCACUUCUGAGUUAUUUGUUUAAUUUUCUGCUUGAGUCUCACAGUGCGAACAGCCAUGCUGUUAGACUUCGAGUGUGCCAGCUUGUUAAUAAGCUUUUGGGAAGUAUGCCAGAAAAUGCCCAGAUUGAUGAUGAUCUCUUUGAUAAAAUUAAUGAAGCCAUGCUAAUUAGACUGAGGGAUAAGAUUCCAAAUGUGAGACUCCAAGCUGUACUGGCAUUGGCUAGACUUCAGGAUCCCAAUGAUGAGAACUGUCCUGUGGUUAAUGUUUACAAUGCUUUGCUUGAAAAUGAUUCAAGUUCAGAAGUGAGGCGUGCAGUGUUGUCAUGUAUUGCCCCAUCAGCUAAGACUUUGCCAAAAAUUGUAGGCCGCACUAUGGAUAUAAAAGAGGCUGUCAGGAAACUGGCAUAUGAGGUUUUGGCAGAAAAAGUUCACAUGAGAGCUUUGUCCAUAGCUCAGAGAGUAAAACUAUUGCAGCAAGGACUUAAUGACAGAUCUGAUGCUGUUAAGGAGGUGGUGCAGAAGAAACUUCUUCAAGCCUGGUUACGGUUGACUGAGGGGGAUGUCCUAGAAUUGCUUCACCGGUUGGAUGUAGAAAACUGCCCCAAAGUGGCUGUCUCAGUGCUUAAUGCCAUGUUUUCGUUAUCUCCACUUAGUGACUUAGUUCAAAACUGCAAAAACCUUGAUAACAGGAAAUUGAUUCCAGUGGAAGAUCUAACUGCUGAGAGUGCUUUAUAUUGGAGAUCCCUUUGUGAGUAUCUAAAAUCAAAAGGGGAAGAAGGUGAAGCUUUGAUGGAGCAGAUUUUAUCAGAACCUGCCACAUAUUCAGAUUAUCUGUUGAGUUACCUUCAGAACAUGCCAGUUCUGAGUGAAGAACAAAGGGAAGAUUUUUCCUGUAUUGAAAACUUGCUGACAAAAGAAUUUAUAGGUCAGCAGUUGAUUCUUAUUAUAGGCUGCAUGGAUACCACUGAAGAGGGAGGAAGGAAGCGUCUACUGGCCGUCUUGCAGGAGAUUCUUAUUCUACCUACUACUUCAACAUCCCUUAUAUCUUCACUUGUUGAGAGAUUGCUCAGCAUUAUCAAAGAUGAUGACAGGAGAAUUCAUACUGUUGCAGAAAUUAUCUCAGAGGUUCGUGAGCCCAUUGUUACAGUUGACACUCCUAUAGAUGCAGCUGAAAUAAGAAAGCAACAACUUAAGCUGGCUGAAAUAAAAGUGAAACUUUUGGAAACAAAAGAAGCUUUGGAGGAAUGUAUUACUCUGCAGGAUUUUAAUCAUGCAUUGGUGUUAAAAGAGAAAAUAACAGAGCUGGAAUGCAUCAAGAGUGAUAUGAUAAAAGAAGCCGAACAGCCUGAAAUUAAAGAAAUGCGCGUGGAGAAGAAUGAUCCUGAAACGCUACUGAAGUGUUUACUGAUGUGUUAUGAACUCCUCAAGCAGAUGUCCCUUUCUAAAGAAAUAGGCCCAACAAUGAAUGGGAUCAUUGAAUCCUUGAUACUUCCUGGAAUAACUAAUGUCCAUCCAGCUGUAAGAAAUAUGGCAGUUUUAUGUUUGGGUUGCUGUGCCCUGCAGAACAAAGACUUUGCCAGUCAACACCUUGCAUUGCUGCUACAGGUUUUACAAAUUGAUGAUAUUAAGGUAAAGCGAAGUGCUUUAAAGGCAGUCUUUGACCAGCUGAUGUUAUUUGGGAUAGAAACAUUCAAAGCAAAAAAAGACAAUGAUUCUCACAGUGAAGAAACAGAGAUUAGAAAUAGAGAUUGUGAAGAGGAGGAGACUAAAAUAAAAGAGUUGGAAGAAGAGACUGCCACUGUUCACAACCUCCUACAACUUCUUUCCAGUUUCUUAGACAGCGAGUUUUCAGAACUCAGGACAGAAGCUGCAGAAGGCCUGGCCAAGUUGAUGUUCUCUGGAAGGUUAAUUAGUGCCAAAUUUCUUUCUCGUCUCAUUUUGUUGUGGUAUAAUCCAGUGACAGAAGAGGAUACUCAACUUAGACACUGUCUGGGAGUUUUCUUCCCUUUAUUUGCUUAUGCAAAUAGGACUAAUCAGGAAUGUUUUGAGGAAGCCUUUCUUCCAACUCUGCGAACACUGUUUAAUGCUCCUGCAUCUUCACCUUUGGCUGAAGUAGAUAUUGCUAAUGUUUCUGAACUGUUAGUGGACCUGACAAGACCAAGUGGACUGAAUCCUCAGGCCAAAAAGUCCCAGGAUUACCAAGAUUUAACAGUGCAUGAUAGCUUAGCCGUGAAAAUCUGCAAUGAGAUCUUGAUAGACCCAACUGCACCAGAUGUUCGUAUUUAUGCGAAAGCCUUGAGUUCAUUAGAACUCAGCAAAUAUUUCACAAAAGAUCUUCUGGUUCUACUUGACGAGAUCCUUGAGAAGGUCAAAGAUAAGUUGUGUCAAAGAGUGAUUGAGAAAUUCAAGAUAAAUUUAAGCAAAGGAAAUGAUAUAGACAAAGACCGCUCUGAAGUAGAACAGGAAACUGGCACCACAACAUCUGAGCAUGUUAAUCCAAAUGAGGAAGAAAAGAAUAAAGAAGCUGAUCAAAGUCCUGUUAAUGAACAUAAAGAUAAUGCACCUACAAAGCAGAAAUCUACAAGAAGCAAAGCUACUAGAGGGCAGAGAAAAGUAAACACAGAGGCUAGGUCUGUGAACACAAGAAGAAAUCGUAAAACGGUAGCGUCUGACAGUGAAAGUGGUGAUGAAGUUCCAGAACCAGUUAUAUUGCCAAGUUCAAGACCUUCAAGACGAGCAAAAACAGCAGCACUCGAGAAAACUCGAAUGAAUCUCUCAAAGCUUCUGAAUGUAGAAGCAGACGAUUGA